Suricata suricatta (meerkat) is the source of this 2253-nucleotide messenger RNA. It is a transcript of the gene CLEC17A, whose product is annotated as C-type lectin domain containing 17A. Lineage: Eukaryota; Metazoa; Chordata; Mammalia; Carnivora; Herpestidae. The record is from RefSeq and is a predicted model, not a curated record. The coding region runs from base 65 to 1060 and encodes 331 amino acids. The transcript is spliced from 12 exons. Gene Ontology annotation, molecular function: signaling receptor activity.
CAGGAGGCCUCGGAGGCAGAUCCCAUCCGGCUCUGUCUUCUCAGGCCCUGCGUUAGCUGUAGCCAUGCACAUGUAUACCAACUCUGGACACCAGGACCCGCCAGGGACCAGAGAGGAGGAGGAGGAGGAAGAUGAUGACUAUGAGAACACGGCACCGCGCUACAAGGAUCUUCCUCCCAAGCCAGAUUCGAUGGCUCCCCCUAGGCCUCCAAGGGCAGGAAAGAAAACAGAGAACCCCCCACUCCCUUGCAAGCCCCCAAAGAUCAAAGGCCCGGACCUCACCCCUGUCAUCCGCACAUCUUCUCUGCUGGGUGUCAAUUUGGAGCAUCCCCCAUUCCAGCCGUCCCUGGCCACUCUUCCUCCAGCACCUCCAGUGUCCCAGCUCAGUCAGAAGUCCAGAUGUCCUGGGUGCUACCAGGAGGAGAGACUGGUGAUGUUCCUGAGUCUGCUGGUGGUGGUGUCCCUGCUUCUGGGCUGCACUGGUCUGGCUGUGACUCUUAUCAAGUACCAGGAGGUGGUGGAAGAGCUGAGGAUGUUAACCUUCCAGCAGAUGGCAUGGCGAGCAAAUGUGACUGGCGCAGCAGGGCUGGCUGGCCUGAAGAAGGACAUUGACCACAUAAGAACUAAGACCAACCAGUCCCUGGUGGAACUUUGGCGCUUAUUAGACUAUAGCAGGAUCACCUGCCCCAAGGGCUGGCUCCCCUUUGGGGGCAAGUGUUACUACUUCUCCCCAAACACCAAGUCAUGGGAUGAAGCCCGGAAGUUCUGCCAGGAGAAUUACUCUCACUUGGUCAUCAUCAACAGCCCUGAUGAGCAGACGUUUUUGGCCAAGGCUCAUGGCUCUCCACGGAUAUACUGGCUGGGGCUGACUGACAGGGACCGUGAAGGGGACUGGAAGUGGCUGGAUGGGUCACCUGUCACUAUGAGCUUCUGGGAUCCAGAGGAGCCCAACAACAUCAACGAUGAGGACUGCGCCAGCAUGAACAAGGGUGGCACUUGGAAUGACCUCUCUUGUGGAAAGACCACGUACUGGAUUUGUGAGCGGGAAUGUUCCUGUUGAACCCGGUGGCUCAGGGUGGGUGGGGGUCCGUACCCGAGUGCCCCUGGGCUCCUGGGGAUGAGAGCCCUCUGCCCUUCUGUGGAAGACACUGCUGCUCUUCGAACCGACAGGGAUGUACCGAAGAUGGACCGGCAGCUCGGGUGCAGCAAGUCCCCUUGGGUACAAGCGAGAGCAUCUCUAGGGUGAUGACCUGAGGGCUUGUUCAACUGGAUGACGCCUAGUGUGUUCGGGCUGCUCUACCAGGACACUAUGAACUGGGUGGCUUAUGAACCAUCAGGGAUUAUUUAUUGAAUUUCUGGAAGCCGGGAAGCCCAAGAUGAAAGAACAGUGUUUGGUGAGGACUCAGUUGCUGAUUCACGGAGGGCUGUCUUGCUGUGUUCUCCUAGGCUGCAAGGGACAAGAACUCUCUGGGGUCCCUGUUAUAAGGAGGCAGAGUCCCACCCUUGUGACCCAAUCACCUCCCAGGGGCCCUACGUCCUUGGACCGUCACCUUGAGGAGUAGGAUUUGACAUAUGACUGGAGUGGGGGACACACAGUUCAGUCUGUGGCGGCUGGUGAGCUGACGAGGGAUCAGGUCUGAGACACUGUCUCCCAGUUCUGGGGUCUGGAGGAAACUCACCAAGUCCUUGGUCAUGGCUCCUAAGAAGCAAUCCUGGCCAUGGGGGCUCCCGGUCUGAUAACAACUGAGCUGGAGCGGAAAAGUUCCUGGCUCCUCUGAACGCGGGUGUGCUGGGCUCCCUCGCGGCCUCCCUGAUUGGGGGGGGGGGGCGGUGCCUGGGACGCAGGUGGGGGGAGUUAUUCUUGACAAGCAGCUCACUCAAUGUCCCAGGUGAGGCUUGUCCGAACUAGGGGGCAGAAUCAGGCCUCUGCCAAGACUCUGCCUGUGAAGCUUCUAGAAAGGCAGACCAACUGAAAGGCAAGACUGUCUCCUCCCUCAAUGUGCGGUCAGAUUCCCAGGACAGCCGUGGCAUGUGCCUUUAAGGCUGUGUGCGGUUUGUAGGGAUCUUCGAUGAAUCAUUCACUUUUACUGGGAGUGGACCUUCUUGGGCUCUCAGCUCCUGAAGUGUUAGAGCUUCUCAGAAUGUCCGUUCACCGUGUGGCCCUGCACACCUGUGAGGGUUUGCUGGGGGCGGGGGCGGGGGCGUGCCACAAUAAAGCACGUGGACUGGCUUCAAUGCGAGCCAUUUAUUGUC